Symbiodinium sp. CCMP2592 is the source of this 231-nucleotide messenger RNA. Lineage: Eukaryota; Dinophyceae; Suessiales; Symbiodiniaceae. The record is from the annotation of a GenBank genome assembly.
AUGGCUUCCUCGUGGUCUGCGUGGCCGACGGGGGCAGCCUCCUGGCCGUCCUGGCCUACGCCCAAGGCGCAGGCGCUGGCGCGAGCCGCAGCGAAGGCAUCCUCUCAGGUGCCGCGAACCCCAUCCAGACUUCGGGCGAACGAGGCCCCCAAUCGGCGUGCAGAUGACGUGGAGCCGGCGCGGCCUCCAACGCUGCCGAAGUAUUUGGGCAGCAGAUGUGAGCAGUUUUAG